Molecule: messenger RNA, 7119 nt
Organism: Colossoma macropomum (tambaqui)
Lineage: Eukaryota; Metazoa; Chordata; Actinopteri; Characiformes; Serrasalmidae
Gene: adam9a
Product: ADAM metallopeptidase domain 9
Exons: 23
Coding region: 355-2823 (822 amino acids)
Biological process (GO): proteolysis
Cellular component (GO): plasma membrane
Molecular function (GO): metalloendopeptidase activity
Source: RefSeq, a predicted model, not a curated record
CCGUGUCGCCCUCUGUAGUCAGGCUGGGCUUGAUUGGGAAUUCACGUCCGACUCUCCCGAGUCUCGAAGCUUUCAGCCGGGUAAGCCAACAAGCAGCACCAUUUCUGAGAGGAUUACCUUGGAAAUAUUCGUGUUGAUGGGCGAACGUGGCUCCGUCGCCAGGCUCUUAUGCGGGGAGGCAGAGCCGAGGGAGAAGUGAGCGGGUAGCCGGGGCUUAGGGGUCAUUCCGUAAGAGCGUUAUGUGGAGUGAAGCGGGCUCAGUGCCAUUGCUCAGAAGACAACGCCUGGAUAAAGAAAAGGAAACAGAAAUUUGACUGUUAAAACACUUCCUCGGCGAUUUUUUCGGCAGAAACGAUGGCUGUUACAGGACCUUCUCGUCGCUUUCAAACUGUCUGUGUCCUGUUUCUGCUCUGCCAGCUCUCGGACUGCAGUGGAGGUUCAGCCACUCAGACGUCUCAGUUCUCCUCGUAUGAAGUGAGCAUACCAAAACGUAUCAGCAGACAGAGGAGAGAGCAGGACACUGCAGCGGCCGACAAGGUGUCCUAUGUCAUCCCAGUCCAGGGGAAAGAGCAUGUCGUCGUCCUGGAGAAGAAUGACUUACUCCUGCCACAUGAUUUCACUGUGUACUCUUACGCCAAGGACGGCUCACUGGUCACAGAAAGGCCCAACAUGAAGAACCACUGUCAUUACCGUGGAUACGUGGAGGAUGUUGGCGGCUCUUCGGUUGCCCUGAGCCUGUGCUCUGGGUUACGGGGUGUGAUACACAUGGAGAACACUAGUUUGGGCAUUGAGCCGCUGGAGGGCUCGGUGGAUAACGAGCACCUGGUUUACCAGCUGGAGGACGUGAAGGCGGAGCCUCUGACCUGCGGAACACCCCAUUCUGAUCACCAUGACGACCAAGCAUCACCCGGACACGCAGAGGAUAGCCAGGCUCACGAUAUCACCCCCGGUCAAUCUGUCAGUCAUCUGAUCAGGAAAAAGAGGGCAGUGAUGCACCAGACGCAUUAUGUAGAGCUCCUGCUGGUGGUCGACAAUGAAAGAUUUAACUACACUAACAGGAAUCAGACCGCGGUGAGAGAAGAGAUGGUGCAGCUCGCCAACUUUGUUGACAGUAUGUAUGUCCCUCUGAAUAUCCGUGUGGUGUUGGUGGGGUUGGAGAUCUGGUCAGUGGUGAACCCCAUCAAUACGGACGGCAGUGCGGGUGAAGUUCUUGGCCGGUUCACUCAGUGGAGGGAAAAGGAGCUGGUGUCCCGCCGUCGCCAUGACAGCGCCCAGCUCAUCCUGAAGAAGGGGUUUGGGGGUACAGCAGGGAUGGCGUUUGUGGGUACAGCCUGUUCCAGGAGUCAUGGCGGUGGGAUUAAUGCAUUCACCCAUAAGAACGUGGUGUCGUUUGCCUCCAUUGUGGCUCAUGAGCUGGGCCAUAACCUGGGCAUGAACCACGACGACGGACGGUCGUGCAGAUGCGACGUGGGCAGCUGCAUCAUGAACUCAGGGGCAACUGGAUCACGCAACUUCAGCAGCUGCAGUGCAGAUGAUUUUGAGAAGAUGAUCCUGAACGCUGGAGGUAGCUGCCUGCUGAAUGUCCCGCGGCCCGACGAGGCCUACAGCGCCCCCUACUGCGGCAACAAGCUGGUGGACGUGGGAGAGGAGUGCGACUGUGGCUCUGAGGAGGAGUGUGAGAAGGACCCCUGCUGUGAGCCCAAGACGUGCAAGCUUCGAGCUGGAGCGCAGUGCGCCUAUGGAGUCUGCUGCAAACACUGCAGGUACCUUCCUGGUGGCACCGUCUGCAGGAGCAGCACAGAUGAGUGUGAUCUGCCUGAGUAUUGUAACGGCUCGUCAGCUCUGUGUCAGAGUGACGUUUUCAAACAGAACGGCCACCCAUGCCGACAGGGCCAGGCCUUCUGCUACAACGGCCAGUGCCAGCACUAUGACAGCCAGUGUCAAGCCAUAUUCGGCCCCAAUGCGAAGGCUGCUCCUGAGGCUUGUUUCAAGGAUGUAAACUCUAAAGGUGAUCGCUUUGGAAACUGUGGCUACCAAAGCUAUGGCUUCAAGAGGUGUGAAAGCAGGAAUGCCAUGUGUGGGAAGCUUCAGUGUGAGAACGUUCAGUCGAAUGUUAUAUUUGGCAUCAAGCCCUCCAUAAUCCAGACCCCCAUUGGUGGGACCACCUGCUGGGGAGUGGACUUUCUGCUGGGCUCAGACGUCCCUGACCCAGGCAUGGUCAACGAGGGCACCAAGUGUGGUGAGAACAAGGUUUGCCAAAACUACGAGUGCAGAAGUGCAGACGUGCUGAACUAUGACUGCGAUGUAGAGAAGAAAUGCCACGGCCACGGGGUAUGUAACAGCAAUAAAAACUGCCACUGUGACAAUGGCUGGGAACCUCCACAUUGUGAAUCUGCAGGCUACGGCGGCAGCAUAGACAGCGGACCCACCUGGAAUGAUAAAGACACCUCUACAAGAGAUGGUCUGCUGGUGUUCUUUUUCUUCAUUCUUCCUCUCCUGGCUUUGGGUCUCUUCGUCUUCUUCAGGAGGAAUGAGCUUCAGCGACGCUUCUGCAGGAAAAAACGCUCUCAGGGUUACGAAGCGGACAGCAGGCCUCAGACCAACAACAGCCGAACCCCUGCAAAUCAGCGAGGAAACGCCAGCAGCAUAGUGAAAGAUGGACAUCAGGCUCAGUUAUUGCCACCUGAGGAGGUGGUUCAGACAAGCAAGACUUCGUCAGCGCCAGCGUACGCCACCCGACCACCACGCCCUCCGUUUUCACGGCCGCCCCCUCCGGCUGCUCAACUUCUGCCCCAGAGACCAGCCCCCCCUCCCCCCGUAUAACGCACGACACACACGUCCAGCCAGGCAGGUGUGUGCAUGCGCGUGUGUGGGGGAGGCCAGGUGAUAUUUGUGUAAUGUGAGUGUUUGGGGGUGUCCAAGAGGAAUCAGCUGCUUGCGUCACUCUGCCCUCCCCCGAAGGCUCCGCCCCCACUUUGUCACCCCCCAUGAGCUUUGGAACAGUUGUCGGCUGUCAGUCAAACAGCAGCUAAGCCGAAGCAGCUAUGGCCGCUGUUCUGAGAGGAACCUCCCGCAAUACAUCACUGAGCACAUGGUGGGACCUAGAGAACCUCAGCCAAUGAACUGGGACCCCCUGACGCUUUCGAAUUACGGUGUCUACGGCAACAAUCCCCUAUCUGUAUUGUUAUGACUAUUACGUGCUGUAAAAGACCAGGACCACUGCAACUGAUUGCACUUCAGUAAUAUUCACUGCGUAUAAGAAUGUAUAGAAACGUACAGAACCCUUCUUAGAUAGCCUUUUUUGAAGUGUUGGCAAGGAUUGACUUCAUUAUUGAGGACCUUGUUUUUUUUCACUUACACUUAUUUUGGAGUAAAAUUCGCGACGGUUGCUGUUAACUGCAACAAGCACGGUUCUACACAGAGAAUGAGGUGUCAAUGCAGUUUACUAUUUUAUAUUUUAUAUAGUUUUAUUUCAUGCAAAACUAUACACACACAUAUACAGCCGUAUGCAAAAGUUUGAAAACUCCUGCACAAUGACGUUUUAUUGAUUUUCUAAGUGAAAAUAAAUGAACACAUUGUCUGCAGAGAACACACUAAAAUAUGGCAUUUUCUGAGAAUUUAAUGCACAACCUCUGUUUAUUUGUUGAGAUUAACAUACUGGGGGAAAGAUUACUCAAAAUGUAAAAUGUGCCAUGACUUUUAAAAAGGACACAUUUGAUGCUUUAUUUUUUCUCCAAAAUGUAAAAUUUAGCAAAUAAACAGUAAUUACGCAUAAAUAUGACAAUUUUCUGGAAAUUUUCAUGCGUAAUUUCUGUUUACUUGCUGAGUUUAGGUUGGGGAAAAAUAAAACAUACAGUCUAAAAUGUGCCAUAAAUUUUGCACAGACCACAUUUUUUUUUAAUGUUAAAUUAACAGUAAUUGUGUAUUAAAAUGUGCAGAGGUGUGUUCUCUGUAGAGGAUGUUUUAACUGGUUUUCACUUAGAAAAUCAACAAAACAUGUCAUUUGAGGGUGCACAAACUUUUGCAUACAGCUAUACACAAAUAUUGCGUAUUUCAUUUUUGUUGUUCUUUUUAUUUUUUUGUACCUGAAAACCCAAACUGUGUGAGUACAUUUCAUAUAUAUAUAAUGGAGUACUGUGCAAAGUAUCACCCUUCCUUUAUUUAAUAUUUACAGUCAAAAAGGCCAUUCAGGCCGUUUUUAACUCAGAAUGGAAAUUUGUCUGUAUUUGUUGUGUCCACCCUUUGCUUUUAUUCCAGCUUCCCUUCUUUUCAGGAGACUCACUUUCAGCUUCUCAAAGAAUCUCCAACGUUCAGUCUUAGAAGCUGGUUGAUCAUUUUCUGAAGUAAUCAAACACGUUCAGUGAUGUUGAGGUCUGGACUCUGGGGUGGUCAGUCCAUCGUUCAGCUUCUUUGUUUGAUGUCUGUCUCCUUUUCUCAGUGAGGUUCUUCUUGAACAGCUACACAUCCUUUCAGACUCACAGAGCUGAGUCGUCUUCUCACAGUGGAAGGAUGGACAGAAACACCUGUGGAUGUUUUCAGAUCUGAAGCAGCUUGAUUUUCUCCUCUCUCUCAAAGAUGAAAGCUUUAAGUGCUGUUUAUCUUUGGUGUCGACCAGGUCUUCCAGGUGGUUGUUAGGAGUCCCAUUUUCUCUAGAGCUACUAAUCAUUUUUUGAACUCAAUUUUUGGGAACUGUUUUUUCCACUUAUUUUCCUUUGACGUUCUCCUUACUUACGCAGGUUGAUAGUUUUACAGCUAAUUUCCUCAGAAACAUCUCCUGAAACGUGAACAACUUGUAUUCUAUGGCUGUUUUGACUGGAAUUAAAUAAAUGAAGGGUGACUUUUGCACAGCACUGUAUAUAUAAUGUUAAUCUCUUUUAAUAAGCCAUGUGGAAAUUAUGUCAUCAGGCAAAGUUACAGAGGAAGGUUUUUAUUUUGUGCGCAGUUUUUUAAAGCCUAAUUUCAGGUAAACAUUUCUCAGUCCAACCGUGAAACCUAAUAACACCUGUUCAGGUUUUUAAUACUGAGUUGCUUCCUCAGAGUCAAAAGUCAAAGUUCGAAAACUGCAAUACACACUGACUUUAAGCUCAGUGACCUUCGGUUACACGUCAGAUACUAUCAGUGUUAUCAGUGUUGCCGUGUGCUCUGUGACGGUUCCAAGUGCUUUAGAUCCACUACAGUAUAAUUGCACCAUCCAAACGUGACUUUCAUUCACAUUGAUUUUUACUUCAUUUGCCAAGUCAGAGGCUGUCCCACUUUACAAGGAUGUCCAAUCAGGUAAACAGAGUGACUCAGUGUUCGAACUGCAGUUAUUUUAACGUCACUUUCGUUUCGGUGGUUGUGUUUUGGUGUAACCUUGACUCUAGCUGCGUUUCAGACAUCAAGGGCUACAUGAUGAUACUCACUAUGCCAUGUGUGACAGCAGGAAGGUUCGCUGAGUGCAAAGCCAUGUUCAAUAAUGCAAUAUCCUACAGUGUAGCUCUCAGAGGACGUGAUGAAGAUAACAGCCUAAUAAACCGUUCUUCUGUAAUAGCAGAUAUGCAGAUUUACAAUGCUGGACUACAUGUCCAUUCUGUGUUAUGUCAUCUACACAUACUUUGCUCCUGCUGACUUUUUCAAUGGCGCACUGAACAUUACUGGUCAUUACGGCAACCCGUUCACAGGCUGAGUGAAGUGCCAUAGCGUAUAUUUAGAAAACCUCUAUAGCUACAUUUCCACCAAAUUUCAGGUAUUUUUGGUGAUAAAAUGUCAUUUUGUGCAAAAAAAAACUGCUUAGAUUUUGAUUUAUCAAUUAAAAAAAACUUUGUGUUCGACACAUUUCCAUUUCUAAUUUCAUGCACAUCACAACUCAUGUAGCUUUGGCUUCACUGACAUCCCCAUAACUGAUUAUUAUAUUAAGGACAUUUUGUUUAUUUAUUUGUUUUUAUUUUAUUACUGUUGUAAACCAUUUGAGCUGUUUGAGCACUUUCCAUUUAGAAAAGCUGUAGCUUUUUUCUGACAUCUCUCUCUGUAAGUGCUAAAAAAGAGGCAGCAUUUCUUUUACAAACCUCUUGUCUUUAUGUGGGUUGACAUCGGUCACAUUUCACAGAAUUUACGCAUAAAUUAAUAUUUGUGAACAAAGUUUUAUUCCUCGGAAAAAAAAAAGUUUUCAGUAUAGAUUUUCGCAACAUUUUAAGAAUCGACCAUUUUUUCACUAAAGUUUUGGGUUUUGUCGACAUUUGUAAAGUAUUACUAGCAGCUUCCUUUUAAAAAGUGCACAGUUGUGUGCAGAAGUUUGUAAACGCUCUCAGUAAAACUUACCCUUUUUAUUGACUUCUAAGUAAAAAUAUGUUGGGAAGAAGCUUAAAUAUAACUUUUCUGGACAUUUUAGUGCGCAAUUUCUAUUUAUUUGCUGAGUUUAACAUAUUGGGGGGAAAAAACAAUACAUACAGUAUAAAGUGUGCCAUAACCUUCACACAGACCACAUUUUUUUAAUGUUAAAUUCAGUAAAUAAACAGUAAUUGUGCAUUAAAAUGGGCCGAAGUGUGUUCUCUUAGGAUGUCUUCACUUGUUCACACUUAGAAAAUCAACUUGACCGGGGUGCACAAACUUUCGCACACGACUGUAUGCUUCAUUUUGAAGCUCUAAAACUCUUGGAAAUGUAGCUAUUGAGUGUUCUCUACGACUUUCCGUCAUUAGUGCGAUAACGAACACAUUUAACUUACAUUAUUUGCCGGAAUGUGUCUAUUAAUGCAAGUCACUGUAUCUGUAUUGACGCCUAAAUGACGACUUUUAUUAUGAGUGGACUGUUUUAUAGAUCAUUGCAUUGAUUUUUCUUUCUAUGUUUUUUUUUUUCUCCUUUUCUUGAUCUUAUAUGGUCUGAUUGCACUGUGUUCCCAAAUCUUCCAGGUCUUAUACUGUUGCUUGACUUGCAAGGUGACCUUUGAACUAGAACCAAGCGAAAGAGCAACUCAUGGAAGUGUCUGUGAUGAACGUAGACGGGAACUGUGAGAUAUUAUGCCAGUGUUUCACAAUUAAAGGACAGGCUCAAGAUUGCUUGCGCGCUUUGUGGUGUGUUGGUGAUGGUUUUAUAUUGGUAUCGCAAAUGAAAACAAUAAAAAUCACUGCUAUGUUUCUACAGGA